This is a messenger RNA of Cucurbita pepo subsp. pepo (vegetable marrow), 706 nucleotides long. The record is from RefSeq and is a predicted model, not a curated record. Lineage: Eukaryota; Viridiplantae; Streptophyta; Magnoliopsida; Cucurbitales; Cucurbitaceae.
UGAAGGGUUAAAAACAAAAAUUAGAAUGGUCGGGGAAAUAAAAAUGAAGCUAUCCCAUUUCUUCUCCGGUUGCUGUUGCUUCCAAUGUUCUCAAUUCUGCUGCUUUAAUGGCCACAACUCACAAAACCCAGGUUUUGUUUAUUUGAAACUGACCCACUUCUAAAUAUGGACGCUUUGACCACUACUCUUUGCAAGUCCAUCGAAGCUUUAGGGCGCGGUUUUGAUGUCACCGCCGAUAUUCGUCUUCUUUACUGCAAGGGAACACCAGGGUCGAGGCUGGUUCACCUCAAUGAUACCCACACCAGGGAUCUUGUUCUCUCUGAUGGGCUUGUGGUUCUCAAUGUGCCUGAUGAUGUUCAGUGUUCUUCAGAAUCCAGGGUAACCGAAAACCUCCCUGUUUGCAGCUUCCACAAGUUGAGUUUAAAUCGGUAGAGCAUGGGCUCCUGAACAAACUAACCUGCAAAGAAAAGAGCCCUUUUGUCCAUCACUUCAAUUCAGCUUGAUGGGUCCGAAGCUUCAGAUUAGCCCGAUCAGGUAUUCGCCAUCUCCAUUAUUCUACUGGCUUCAAAAUGAGUGUGACCUUGUUAAAUCUAAUGGUUCUGCUGAUGAAGUAGAUCACAGUUGGCCGUAAACCUGUAACUGGUCUUAGGCUCAACCUUGAAGGCAGCAAGCAGAAUCGACUUGCUAUCCAUCUCCAACAUCUGGU